Phycodurus eques (leafy seadragon) is the source of this 1930-nucleotide messenger RNA. RefSeq names its product protein kinase, cAMP-dependent, regulatory, type I, alpha (tissue specific extinguisher 1) a (gene prkar1aa). The coding region runs from base 103 to 1233 and encodes 376 amino acids. NCBI's taxonomy places the organism in Eukaryota, Metazoa, Chordata, Actinopteri, Syngnathiformes, Syngnathidae. Gene Ontology annotation, molecular function: cAMP-dependent protein kinase regulator activity. The record is from RefSeq and is a predicted model, not a curated record. The transcript has 11 exons. Gene Ontology annotation, cellular component: cAMP-dependent protein kinase complex. Gene Ontology annotation, biological process: regulation of protein phosphorylation.
GUUAGCGUGAAACUGUGCUAGCGGAAGUAGUUCUCUACAACUGCGGGCCGAAAAGAAAACAAACAGGCAACGCCACGAUCGGGACUUGAUCACAAGAGAAGGAUGGCUUCAUGUAGUACAAGCAAUGAAGAUGAGCGCAAGCUGCGAGAAUGUGAGGUCUAUGUUCAGAAGCACAACAUUCAGCAGGUGCUCAAAGACUGCAUUGUCCAGCUGUGCACAGCCCGGCCCGAACGACCGAUGGCAUUCCUCAGGGACCUCUUUGAGAGACUGGAGAAGGAGGAGGUCCAGCAGAUGACGUUACAUCAGAAGUCCAUGGACUCCCGUGAAGAGGAAGUUUCUCCACCAAUGAAUCCUGUGGUGAGGGGCAGGAGCAGGAGAGGGGCCAUUAGUGCUGAGGUUUACACGGAGGAAGACGCUGCUUCCUAUGUCAGAAAGGUCAUUCCAAAAGACUACAAGACUAUGGCAGCUCUGGGUAAAGCCAUGGAGAAGAACAUCCUCUUUGCCCACUUAGACAGCAAUGAGAGAAGUGACAUAUUUGAUGCCAUGUUUUCUGUCAACUACAUUGCUGGAGAAACAGUCAUCAUUCAAGGUGAUGAGGGAGACAACUUCUAUGUUAUUGACCAGGGAGAGAUGGAUGUGUAUGUGAACAAGGACUGGGUGACCAGCAUUGGUGAGGGUGGCAGUUUUGGCGAGCUCGCUUUGAUCUAUGGGACCCCUCGAGCAGCUUCUGUCCGUGCUAGGUCCAAUGUCAAGCUGUGGGGCAUCGACAGAGACAGUUACAGGAGAAUACUCAUGGGGAGCACACUAAGAAAGCGCAAGAUGUAUGAGGAGUUCCUGAGCAAAGUUUCGAUUUUAGAGUCUUUGGACAAAUGGGAGCGCCUGACUGUUGCUGAUGCCUUGGAGACAGUGCAGUUUGAGGAUGACCAGAAAAUUGUUAUGCAAGGAGAGCCUGGUGACGAGUUUUUCAUUAUCUUGGAGGGGACAGCAGCAGUGCUGCAGAGGCGGUCGGUGGAUCAGGAGUUUGUGGAAGUUGGCAGACUUGGACCAUCAGAUUACUUUGGUGAGAUUGCCCUACUGAUGAACCGGCCUCGUGCCGCCACUGUUGUUGCAUGUGGACCCCUCAAGUGUGUCAAACUGGAUCGGCCACGGUUUGAGAGAGUCCUUGGCCCCUGCUCAGACAUCCUAAAGAGAAACAUCCAGCAGUACAACAGCUUUGUUUCCCUCUCUGUCUGAGCCUCCUUCCUCUUGUGUCAGAUACACCGACAGAGGUCUGGUUCAUUUUGUAUUUUACCUCUCUUUCCAAUGUACUUGGAACUGCCUUGUUACAAAAAGAUUUACUACUACUUGGUACUUGGGAUACCGUUCAUAGCUUUGCAGGAGUUGCUCUAAAUUAUUAUUUUAUAUAUAGUAUUGCUAUGGGCAGAAACCUCACUUCUCCUAAACCAGCAUUUUUUAGGAAACAAAACAAUUGCAUGUUUGUUAAGCCACAUUAGCACAUCAAGUUUUUUUUUUUAUAUAGCCCUUAAUCACAAAACAUAAAGGGUUAUAAAGGAACCUCACAAGCCUACAGUUACAGAGUUCACCAUCCAAUGGUCUAAUGAAAAUUUCCUAAAACCUGUUUUGGAAAAAAGAAGGAACCUUGAGAAGGGAAAUCAGAAGAAAUAAAAGCUAUUCAAUGUUAGUUUGAAUGUUAAAAAUUGCUCAUAAAAUCUAAAGCAAAAUGUUAAAGCAUAUCUCGGGACAAACUGUUCUAGGAUUGAGAUAGGAUGAAAUAAUCGGCUUCAUUGUUGUGUUGGAAUUUGAUGUUAAAUAUUAUUAACACACUUGGAAACACUGCUUGCAAAGCCAGAAAAAACAUACGAGGCCUGGCAACUCAAGUAUGUUAUUGUGUUUUUAUUAUUGGUGUUUAUUAAAAGAUGUGAUAGUUUCA